CUUCACUGGCGUACUGAAGCGUUGGCCAUUGAAGCAUUCUGCAGAGACGCUCAGUAGCCGGCCCGCCAAUGUCUCUGCGACGUUUUUCAAGUUUCUUGGAGAAUGCCAAAGCUACAGUCAAGUUGCCAAAGCGCUCUGUGACGGUGGUUCUCGGAAAUGAAGCAGCUGACCUUGAUAGCGUCGUUUCGUCAUUAACAUACGCAUUUCUUCGUCAUACAUAUGAUGUACCCCACAAUUCUCAAACGAAUAGACCGACGUACAUCCCAGUAGUUGCCAUACCUCGUGCGGACUUCCCCCUCAGAACAGAGUGCACGUUUGCGCUUCGUGAUGUGUUCCCCACAGUAGAUUUUCAAAGCAUUCUCACUUUCCUCGAUGACAUCAAUCUGGACGAUCUGGCGGAAAACACCGAUCUUUCGCUAGUGCUGGUGGAUCAUAAUCGCCUGUCUCCAUUUCUAGAAAAGUUUGCUGGUCAUGUUACUGGAGUGUUGGAUCACCAUAAGGACGAGGGCUGCAAUUUAGAGGCAAAUCCCAGAAUAAUUGCUCCUGUCGGCUCUGCUACGACGCUUAUAGUGGAAGAGUGGGCCAAGCAUCUUACGGUCAAUGGAAACGUUCAGGCAAAUGCUCUGGAACCCGAACUAGCACGGCUUUUACUGGGCCCAAUUCUUCUCGAUACGGUAAAUCUGCAGGUGGAGUACGGACGAACGACGGAAAGGGACAAGCAAGCAGUCGAGUUCCUUCUCCCAUUCGUGAGAGGUGCCAAGAUGUGCGAGGAGGACAACCGUGCAUUCAUGGACCAGCUCUAUACUGGGCUCCAUAAAGCAAAAUUCAGCGUGUCUAACUUAACCUCAUAUGAUCUGUUGCGCAAGGAUUAUAAGGAGUGGAAUGUUGGACCCUUCCGUCUUGGAAUCAGCAGCGUUUCUUGGCACGUGGGUAGUGAAAAUGGUUGGGCGGUAAGGGACGGAAACGGAGACGAAAAGGCCGGGCUUAUGCAAUUGCGUGCAUCAUGUCACAGGUUUGCAGAAGAGAGACAGCUGGACUGCCAUUUGCUUAUGACUGCUUUUGACUACUCCAUGGAGAACCCAACCUCAUCGCGUGGUUUUGAGAGGGAACUCAUGGUCUGUUUCGAUGGGAAGCUUGCGACGAAUGUGCAAGCGAUGUCCCAGAUUUCACUUGCGUUAGAAGCGUCGGAGUUACAGUUGGAAGCCUUGACUGAAGGAGAGUAUUACAAACAGAAGAACAUCACUUGCAGCCGCAAGCAGGUGCAGCCUAUUAUGCAACAUAUUCUUGAAAAUAUUGGCCCGAAGUUCUAGAGGCUAUGCGGCAUUGUUAGACUCCAUUACUCCUAUACUGAAACAUGAGCGUUAAUAGUACUCAUCAAUUAAUCCGAGACGUUUAUACUAUACUUGGGAUGCGCAAA
This is a messenger RNA of Spizellomyces punctatus DAOM BR117, 1417 nucleotides long. RefSeq lists its product as uncharacterized. The transcript has 2 exons. Gene Ontology annotation, molecular function: exopolyphosphatase activity. Bases 69 to 1310 code for a protein of 413 amino acids. Gene Ontology annotation, cellular component: cytoplasm. NCBI's taxonomy places the organism in Eukaryota, Fungi, Chytridiomycota, Chytridiomycetes, Spizellomycetales, Spizellomycetaceae. The record is from RefSeq and is a predicted model, not a curated record.